UUUGCAGAUCAGUGAGAGAUAACAAGAGACAACCUGAUACAGUUUGAGCCUAAGUUUGAGGCGUUUCAUCACACGUCAAGUUGGCGGCUGACAAGAUAUCAGAUAUUAGAGAUCUAAGGUGGAGAGUUUAUCUGUACAAAUAAACACCAGCAGAGGGAAGAUACUUCUGCAGCCAGUCUGCGCUGUCGUCGCCUCCCUGUCCUCUCUCCUCUCCUCUCUCCUCUCCUCUCUCCCCUCCUGCGCCUGAGAGACAGACACAAACCAGUCCGACUCGUCCAGUGGUGCAGACAUGGCAGAAGACCGGACAGACACGACGCCCGAGGCGAGCGACUCCACUUCGGAUUUGGACUCGUUUCAGGACCACGGGUGUCAGAUCUCCAAGAGACACGCGCGCGUCACCGUCAAGUACAACAGGAAAGAGCUGCAGAGGAGACUGGACGUGGAGAAGUGGAUCGACGAGCGUCUGGACGCACUGUACGCGGGACAGCAGGCUGACAUGCCAGAGGAGGUGAACAUCGAUGACUUGAUUGACCUGCCUAACGAUGAGGAGAGGGUGAAAAAGUUACAGGAGCUUCUUCAGAAGUGCAGUAACAACACAGAGACCUUCAUCUACGAGCUGAUGGGGAAGCUGGAGGGCGUUCACAAGCAGGACGAGCUGCAGAGCAAAGGCAUUGAGCAUCCGGUCAUCUGUCACAGCCACUACCGCCACGAGCCGUACCACUUCAACAACCCACAACAGCACCACUACCACCACCACCACCACACUCGAGGCCAAAACCAGACCCUCUGACCCUCACACACACACACACACACACACACACACACACAGAAGAUCAGUACCAUUCUGAUAUCUGUCUCCUAAAGUCGGGGGGGGGGGGGGUCCACGCUGUUUUUACUACACGGACUAGACAGCAGUUGUCGUUCAUGGAGCAGUAGGGAAGAGAGAGUUCUCUACUACUAAUGUUACUUAUCUUCAGAAAAAUAAACCAUAGUAAAAGCAUUAUUCAACAUUGACCAUUGUACAAGACAUGGGGAACUCGAUAAUUAAAGGUCCAGUACGUAAGAUUCAUAAGCUUCAGUGACAUGAGACUGCAGAGCGAGAGAGAGAGAGGACUCCAUCGCUCAAAUCUCCCUUUCCCAAGUGCACUGGGGGACCUACGGUGGCCUUAACAUGCCAAAAAGGAUGUAAAGUCUCUUCCACUCUCUCUGCCAAUUUCCUCCUCCUUCCUCUUUUGUUUAUGCAUCAGGUUAUGUGGACUGAACCACCCUUCUUCUUCAUUUGCAAUAAUAACAUCUUCAAUAACCUUUUAAUAAGCUUCCGACGACUCAUCCAUUCAGGCUGCCAUUGUGUGGUCAAAUAGCAGCCUCCAUAAAUCGUGGCUCUUGUCUAAAGUGGCUGUAAAAGUCUCAUCUGGAGACUGAAAACCAAACGAUUUAUAUUUGAAAGUGAUUAUACACUUAGAUAUGAGUAUUUUUAAUUUCUGCCAAAAGAGUAAUAUAAACAGUGUGUUUGGUUGCUCUGGUUUGGCACUUUUAUUCAAAUAGAAAUCUUUUUUUAUCCAUUUUUACAUGUCUAUGCUGUGCAUGAAAUGCAGCUUACAUGUGACAUAUUCGUAAGUAUUAUUUAGUCCUCUCUGGUCUCCUAUCAACUUUUCUCUUUAUUAGAAUUAGUUAUUUCUGCACCAAUUAGUGAUCAUGAAUUUGACCUCUGCAUGUAACCCAUCAUUUUUACAUGAAAGUAGUAAACACGUACAAAGGCACAACCAACGACAACCUUCUGGUUAAAAGCCCAAUUUUUUGUCCUCUUGUGCAUCAGCUUACCUCAUUGAUAAUCAUACUGAAAAUGUUAUUUGUCCUGGUAAAAAUCAACAGUCGACACAUUAUCUUCUUUAGAACCACAGCUAGCAGUUCUGUAUAUUGUGAGGGUUCAUCAAACAUUAAUUAGUGAAGUUAGAUUUCCUAUUAGGGGAAUUUUAUUAGGCUUGUUUGGCAGUUUUCGUCCCAAUGCUAAGCUAACAGUCUUUUACCUGACGGACAGAUAUUAUUGAUAAGACAUGAGUGGUGUCACUCUUCUAGACUAUAUAAUGUAUAUAUAAUGUUUAGCAUGAGCAAAACAAUGUAGAGUUGUUAAUAGAAAUGCACAAGUCUAGUAUUGUACCUAACUAGUAACCACCAUCAGCACCACACAAGAUAUAACCUCAUGUAUUUUAGUUUAGUUAGAUGGAGUUUAGGUUACAAAGGUGUUGUUGUCUUAUACAGAAAUAAACAAUGUAUUGUUGCAAUGAAA
Messenger RNA from Solea solea (common sole), 2287 nucleotides. It is a transcript of the gene ppp1r14aa, whose product is annotated as protein phosphatase 1, regulatory (inhibitor) subunit 14Aa. The coding region runs from base 290 to 790 and encodes 166 amino acids. NCBI's taxonomy places the organism in Eukaryota, Metazoa, Chordata, Actinopteri, Pleuronectiformes, Soleidae. The record is from RefSeq and is a predicted model, not a curated record. Gene Ontology annotation, molecular function: protein serine/threonine phosphatase inhibitor activity. Gene Ontology annotation, cellular component: cytoplasm. The transcript has 4 exons. Gene Ontology annotation, biological process: regulation of phosphorylation.